AUGGAUGUCAUUGCCAAAGAUUUGGAAGGGCUGACGGUCAAGAUCGAUGGGCAAGAACGACGAGUCCAUUUCUUUGGGAUGAAGGGCGACCUUAAAUGGCUGGCCCACGUGUUCAAGUUGCCAGCAACGGUGUUGCCCGAGGCAACAGGAUGUGCCAUAUUUGCAAGCCUCUUCGUUGCUUGCAAGUACGAGCGACCCGAACGAUGGCAGAACGUUUAUGCGAUAUGGGAGUUCAUGGCAACCAUGGGCAACUUGGAUUUCCCGUCGCCGAUCAUCCACGUGCAAGGAUUCAGCAACCGAUUGAUAUGGGACGAUUCUUUACACGUGGCGUACAGAGGCUUCGCUGCCGAUCUUUGCGGCAGCAUGGUUGUCGACAUGUUUGGAAAGCAGGGCAACAAGCUCUUGCGAGCCAAGGAGCUUCUGCACAGCUGGGCGCGAGCCAAUGGCCAUGCGCUUUCGAUGGAGGAGUUCAGCUUCAGUGAUGACUACCCAAGCUUGAACUGCAAGGGCUGGGAUGUCAAACUCGUCUGCAUGUGGCUCGCAUUCUGGUAG
This is a messenger RNA of Symbiodinium necroappetens, 552 nucleotides long. NCBI's taxonomy places the organism in Eukaryota, Dinophyceae, Suessiales, Symbiodiniaceae. The record is from the annotation of a GenBank genome assembly.